Puccinia graminis f. sp. tritici CRL 75-36-700-3 is the source of this 494-nucleotide messenger RNA. RefSeq lists its product as uncharacterized. Bases 8 to 190 code for a protein of 60 amino acids. Lineage: Eukaryota; Fungi; Basidiomycota; Pucciniomycetes; Pucciniales; Pucciniaceae. The transcript has 2 exons. The record is from RefSeq and is a predicted model, not a curated record.
UCGCAGAAUGUUCGGAUUCUCAGCCGUCUCCUUGGUCGCCCUUUUGGUCAGUCUGCUCCAAGUGCGAACCGGCUCGGCCUUGCCGACCCCUCAAUUCGUUCCCGUGGGCAUGCCGAUCGUCAUCAACCCCGCGCCCAUUGUUCCCGCCAGACAAGUCGUGCCAAUGCCCGCUAUGGUCCGUUACUACUAAGCAUCCGCCCCCCCCCCCUCUGUGCGCAUGCAAACUGUCGAAAGACGGCUUCAUGGGUCCUCCCGCCCUUCUGGUCACCCCAUCAGUAACAAUUAUGUCCUCCCUCCUGUUACCCUCUACCCUCUCCCUAUGAAGAUGCACCUUCACUUUACUCCAUGUAUAUCUAUAUCACUCAAUUAUCAUAUCAUGUCUUCCUUUUUCUUUUCUUUUCUCAUUUAUGUGUGUGUUUAUAGCAAUUUGUUCAUAUUUUAUCGACCAAUCAUAGAGAUUAUACUUAACAUUAUCAUAGAAAUAUCUACGCUUU